Messenger RNA from Nematolebias whitei (Rio pearlfish), 1178 nucleotides. RefSeq names its product aprataxin (gene aptx). The transcript has 7 exons. Bases 44 to 1021 code for a protein of 325 amino acids. Gene Ontology annotation, molecular function: DNA 5'-adenosine monophosphate hydrolase activity; mismatched DNA binding; single-strand break-containing DNA binding. Gene Ontology annotation, biological process: double-strand break repair; single strand break repair. NCBI's taxonomy places the organism in Eukaryota, Metazoa, Chordata, Actinopteri, Cyprinodontiformes, Rivulidae. The record is from RefSeq and is a predicted model, not a curated record. Gene Ontology annotation, cellular component: nucleus.
GGACUACCAGCUAAACUAGAAAUCUUUCAAAAAUUAUGCUAAAAUGCCAACUUGCUGGCUCAUCAGCGAGGAGGGCAAUCACAGACCCAUCCAGCUGCCUCAUUUACAGACAGUUGUUGUGGGUCGAGGCCCAGAAACGACGAUUAAAGACAAAAAAUGCUCCAGGCAGCAAGUUGAGCUGAGAGCUGAAUGCAACAAAGGUUAUGUCAAAGUUAAACAGCUGGGUCUGAAUCCCACUUCUGUAGACUCUGUAGUGGUGGGUAAAGGCAGUGAGGUCAAAAUAAAGCCUGGGCAGCACCUUCAUGUUGUCAAUCAGCUUUACCCAUACACCGUACAGUUUAAAGAAGAUCCCACAGGGAACCGCAGCGACACCAAAAGACCCAGGGAUCCAAUGUCAGAGGACAGGGUGAAAACAGUGAAACAGACAGAAAAGGACUCGUUGUCAGACGGUCAUGGAGGAGCCACAAAAACCAAUGAAAGUGCUGGCCAUUGGAGCCAAGGCCUGAAGACGUCGAUGCACGACCCUAAGAUGCAGGUUUACAAAGAUGAUAAAGUUGUUGUAAUUAAAGACAAAUACCCUAAAGCUCGUUACCACUGGCUGGUCCUCCCGUGGCAGUCGAUCCCCAGCCUGAAGGCGCUGCGCCCGGAGCACUGCGAGCUGCUGAAACACAUGCAGCAGGUCGCACAGCGCAUGGUGCAGCAGUGUCCAGACUGUGGCUCGCUGAGCUUCCGAACAGGUUACCACGCCAUCCCGAGCCUCAGUCAUCUUCACCUCCAUGUGAUCAGCCAGGACUUUGACUCUCCCUGUUUAAAGAACAAGAAGCACUGGAACUCCUUCACCACCGACUAUUUCAUGGACGCUCAGCACGUCAUCCAGAUGCUUGAAACGAGCGGAAAGGUCACGGUGGAAGACGGCAACGAGGAGCUGUUGAAGCGUCCGCUCCGCUGCCAUCGUUGUCCCAAAGAGUGUCCCACCAUGCCUGCGCUGAAGGAGCACCUCAGAUCUCACUCCCACAAAUAACCACGUCAUCCUAAACCUCCGUUCUCACAGUUCCAACACUUUGUUAAAAGAGCCUUACAAGGAUUCGGUUCCCGUUUGUUACAAUAUUUAGUUGCAUUAAGAAUGACCUUUUUAUAUUACCAGGUGCGCAGCAAAUGUUUGGAGCUUUAGUUGAGUU